Molecule: messenger RNA, 552 nt
Organism: Diplodia corticola
Lineage: Eukaryota; Fungi; Ascomycota; Dothideomycetes; Botryosphaeriales; Botryosphaeriaceae
Product: ubiquitin conjugating enzyme
Exons: 3
Coding region: 1-552 (183 amino acids)
Source: RefSeq, a predicted model, not a curated record
AUGGACUCCCAGCUUAACCCCGCCGCAAACAUGACCGACUCCAUCCCGGAGGCUAACAAGGCCUCGGCGCCUGCCAAGCCCGCCAACAACGGCAAUGUCACCAAGCGCCUGCAAACCGAGCUGAUGACGCUCAUGAUGUCGCCUUCACCCGGUGUCUCAGCCUUCCCUAACGAGUCCAACUUCCUCGAGUGGAUCGGCACCAUCGAAGGCCCCGAGGGCACGCCUUACGCCGGCCUUACCCUCAAGCUAUCGUUUUCCUUCCCGCAGAACUACCCCUACGUCCCGCCGACGGUGCUGUUCAAGACGCCCAUCUACCAUCCCAACAUCGAUUUCUCCGGCCGCAUCUGCCUCGACAUCCUGAAGGAGAAGUGGAGCGCCAUCUACAACGUGCAGUCGGUGCUUCUGAGCCUGCAGAGCUUGCUUGGCGAGCCGAACAAUGCAAGCCCGCUGAACGGCCAGGCCGCUGAGCUCUGGGACAACGACUUUGAGGAAUUCAAGCGCAACGUCCUCGCCCGCCACCGCGACCUUACCGAGGAGGAGCUUGCUGCGUAG